Messenger RNA from Salmo salar (Atlantic salmon), 7270 nucleotides. RefSeq lists its product as uncharacterized. Gene Ontology annotation, molecular function: actin filament binding. The record is from RefSeq and is a predicted model, not a curated record. Lineage: Eukaryota; Metazoa; Chordata; Actinopteri; Salmoniformes; Salmonidae. Gene Ontology annotation, cellular component: actin cytoskeleton.
AUGCGUGUGCAACAAGGUGUGUGUCUGUGUGCAGCAUGAUUGGUGUGUCUACUUGAGUACCUGACUUUUUGUGUGUGGCUCUGUAUCCCAAACACUGACUGAAUGGCAUGCUUGUGAAUUCUUGUAAUCUCAAUUCGGAUUUCUUUGUUCGACAUUACCGAUAUUUAAGGAUUGUUCGGUCUUGGUCAUUCCUCAUUUGAGAUCGAGAUCUAUUGUGCCUGGUGUGGAUUAUUGUGGACAUCUCUUCUGGAAUAACCACUUUUCUGAGACCAGGCAAUGUCCAGGAAACAGAACAGGUGGCAGGAGGCCCUCGUUGUAUACCCCAAGACCCACAAACUGACACAGAAGAAGAAGAGGAAAGUGGACACACCCACAUCCCAGGAACCCGGGCCAGCUAGGGUGGCUGUGACCAGUGGAGUUGACCAGCCGGGCAUCAGCAGGAAAAAUACUGUUAGCAUUAAAAGUAACAGCAGUGCUACUAGCGGCAGUGCUGUAGGCGCUAAUGGUAGCUACAGCAGUUGCCCUAGCUGUAGCAUCAGCAAAAGCGCUAGCAGCAAAAGUAGCGACAGUGUUAGCGGUAGCACUAGCCGACACGGCAGUGCUUGCAAAGCCAUGGUGGAGAAGACACCGACAGGUCGGUCCUGGCGGUGCCGGGAGGAACAACAGCAGAGGAUAGGAGGCGGGAGAAGAACCCUCCCCAGCAGCCGCAGUUCUCCAUCCAUCAGCACCUCCUCCUCUCUCUGCUCUUUGUCUCCCUCCAUGAGUGGCAGCGCUUCCCUCGACCAGCUCAGUCAAACCAUCUCCAGAGAAGAUGCCCAACAAUUCCUUCUAUUUUCCGGACCCAAGUCUCGGGCGGAGAGUGGUUGCUCCUCCCCAGAGAAGAACAUACCAGCUACAGACUCCUGGCAGCCAUCUUUGUCUCUGUCCAGUGUUUCUCCCAGGGACCCCCUGAGGAGGUCGCAGGUCAUAGACCAGUUAGAGGGUGAUCACGUUGACAACAUGGACACCAGCUCUUCAUCUGAGCCGACUUCCUCUUCCUCAUCAUUCUCCAACACCACAAGCCAGACCCGACACAGCAGACUGCAGAUAAGCAAAAAACAGGCCCUGGAAUCUGCUCUGAAGCGUUCGGCCCCGGAUGUCUCCAGACCAAACUUGCCCUGCUACCGCCGCUCCAAGUCCUUGGACCGGAGAGCAGCAGAAGCUACGGCCACCACAGCAACGCCUGACCUCCUCAACUUCAAAAAGGGCUGGAUGACCAGACUGACUGACAAAGGGCAGUGGAAGAAGCACUGGUUCGUCCUGACUGACCAAACCCUGAGGUUCUACAGAGAUGCUGUUGCUGAGGAGGCUGCUGAUUUGGAUGGCGAGAUUAACCUGUCUACUUGUUAUGACAUCACAGACUACCCAGUUCAGAGGAACUACGGCUUCCAGAUACACACUGCAGAGGGAGCAUUCACCCUGUGUGCCAUGACUUCUGGGAUCCGGAGGAACUGGGUCCAGGCAGUGAUGAAGAACGUGAGGCCCAAAGUGGCCCUGGUCGUCUCAAGUUCUCUUCCAGAGCAGAAGAAGCCACCAGCGCUAGCCCCUAUGGAGACACGCUCUGCAGAGGAAGAUGUGGAUCCAGAUCAGAGGAAGAACCGUAGUGUCCGCGAGCGUCGCCGGGAGGGACGCUACAAAACCUUUGACUGGGCUGAUUAUAGCCGCCAACAGCACCACCAGGGAGUAGAGAAGGAGGCGGAGCCCAGUGGACAGCCGCGUCCUGUGGUAGGAUGGGACACCGCUGACGGCGGCAGCCCAUCACCAGUCUCCUCCUCCUCUGUCUCUGCCUCCUCUCUGGUUGCCUCUAACUCCUGCUCCUCCUCGUCCUCUUCUCAGUGCCUCAGGGACACUGUAGCUUCGCAAGAGGCAGAGGUGCUAGAAAGGGGGGUAGGUCCAACCAUGCUACCCCAGGCUCCAUUCACGGCCACACCCCUAGAGGAAAGAAGUGUUGCUGGGACCAAAACACUCACAACAUCCACAACACUAGUUCAUGCUCAAAAUAAGGUUUUUGAAAAAAGGACAAUUUCUGAGGUGGACAACAGCUCCACCUCUUCUACACCAGAGCUGCCCAUUGGUUGUGGCGAUGACAAUGUCACUGGCCACACCCAUAGUGAUGUCCCUAGCAUUGCCCUUAGUGAUGGCACUGCCGAUGUACGGGUGGAGGUGGUGAUAGAGCAGCAAGUGGCUUCCACACCGCUGAGAGAGGAGAGGUGGAUUCCCAUCAGUAACUCUGACGAAACCACAGAAGAGACGGAGCAGCAGUCCUAUGAACAGCAGACUGAAGAGCUGGAGCAGACCCAGAGAGAGUUGUCCAGACUCCAGCAGGUGAACAUCAGUCUGCAGCAACAGCUGCAGCAGGAGAGGGAACGUUCCAGGGUGAGCCGCCUACUACAGAAUGGCCUACCCACAUCUUUCAACCCGUCCUCCUCCGCACAGGCGUGCUCGUGGCAGCGUCUUCAGAAGCUGAACCAGGACCUGCGCUUCGAGCUGGAGGCCCAGAGGAGGAGCCAGGAGGAGGCGCGUGAGGCUGAACUGCAGCGGAGGGCUGAGUUCAUCGCCUUGCAGGCGCGGGCAUUAAGCGCAGGGGAGGCUGCAGCCUUGGCACGCUCUGAGCUGCAGCAGGAGCGUCAGAGCGCUCGGAAGCAGCGGGAGGAGGGGGAGCACAACCACCGACAGGAGUUGGAGUGUUUGCGCCAGCGACUACAAGAGGUGUCAGCCCAGAUGAAAGCAACAGAGGAGGCACAGGCCGAGAAGGAGGUGCGCCUGCAGAAGCACCUGGGCCUCCUGCAGGAGAGCCAGGACAGGGAACGCAGAAGCCUAGGGGCCAACCUGGCCCAGGCGGAGCGCCGGACCCAGGACCUGCAGGAGCAGCUGCAAAAGGCUGAGCAGCAAGCGAAGACAUUGUGGAAGGGGCAGGGUCAGCCGUGGGCCAGGGAAGGAGAGGUGGCGGAGGCUCAGCAGCAGCUGCAGGAGGAGUUGGCCCGCACAUUGGCGGCUAUAGGGAGGCUACAGGGGGAGGGGGAGCAGCUGGAGAGACGCUGCCAAGAGCUGCAGAACCAGCUGGCCGAGGCGGACGGGGAGGUGGUUCAGCUGCAGAGACGCCUACAGACGGAGGAGACUGACUUCUACAACCUGGAGCACUCCUACGAGAGUGUUUCAGAGGAGCUACAGCGGGCCCUGGGACAGGCGCAGGAGAGGGAGGCGGCAGCCAGCGAAGCCAGGGAGGACUACAAGAGGCUGCUGGACAGGAAGGAGCGGGAGCUGAGUGAAGCCUUGGUUAAGAUGGCCGCCCUUGGGAGCAGCCUGGAAGAGACGGAGCUGAAACUGAAUGAGGUGAAGGAAGCAUGUACCUGCUGUUCCUCUCUUCCUCUCUUCAAAGUGACUGACAACAGACUGAAUAUCAAAUCCAGCGGUCUGAAUUCACGGGAAACCCAGACCAUCCACCACUCCUACAAUAUAGACGGAGGACAGACAAACGGCAGCAGCGUCCCUGCCAUAAGCCACUCUGGACCUGGCUCAUGUUCUGUCGACCCGGCCUACCAGUACAUCGUUACGGCUGGAGAUGAUCCGGACAGGUUCAUGUCAGUGAUCCAGGUCCUGGAGACCAAGCUGUAUGUGACCGAGGAGAAAUUGAGAGACAUCACCCAGAGGCUGGAGGAGCCACAAGGUCAGUGGUGCAGCAGUGCAGCCGCCGACCCCCACGUCCUCUCCCAGCUCACCCAGAGCCGGGCCGCUACCCAGCGGCUUAGCCUCUUUCUUCACAACCAGGCCAAGCAGAGCAGGCGCUUCGCCCUGGAAACGGAGGGCCGAACCAGGGUGCUGGGUGGGCAGUGUCAGGUGGCCCUGGCCAGUGUGCAGGCCUGCAGAGAGAGGAUCCAAGCCCUGCUGAGGAGGAACCCUGGGGAAGGUAACAACGCUGACCUAGAAGCCGAGCUCUGUGCCCUGGAGAUGCAGCUGGUCACUGCUGCCGCCUGCCUCAGGCAAGGAGGAAUAAUUGCCGAUGAGCAAUGGCACGAGUGCCACCGAGCUCAGAGGGAGGAGGAAGACUUGAUUGAUGACAAGACACUAUCAGAGGACAAGGUUGAGCAAAUGGGCACAGGCACGUAUGCCACAAAGUCAUGCCCAGAAGGAGAGGAAGCUGGAAUGGAAACAUUGGGUAGAGCUUUAGCCCUGGAAGCGUCUACGUUAGAGAAGAUGGCGUUGGCAAUGCAGAGCCAAGAUAAAAAAAAUUGCCAGAAUGAAGCCCUCCUUGGUGGAGACGAAGGUGACUCCGCACACAUGUAUGCCGACGUGCUUUUGAAAAGGAUGGCCCUCGGAACGGAUUGUGGGGAACCAGUAGGUGGCGACACUGAGUCGGAGGAGAGCGUCAUUGGCAGGCUCUGUGCCAGAGCGGAGUUAGCUUACAUCUCUCUAACCUUACAGCAUCGCUACCAGGGAGAGCCGAUACAAGAAGAACUGCACUCUGACAACCCGACCAGGGAGCAGCUGUGGCGGAGCUCUCAGCCAGAGGAACAGUGUGGCGGCGCUGGGGAUAACAAUCUGAGCUCUGGUCAGGCCAGGGGUCUGGCUGAUGUCAGUCCUCCAGAGCUGGCUCCUUAUGAGGAACAGGUCCAGUUGAAGUCCAGAGGCCUCACAGACAACCUGCUGGAGAGGAUCCAAUCAGUCUGGAGUGGGGACAAGGCAGAGAAACAACACGACUGGACCGAAAGACUUGCAGUCCAGCUGAGGAAAAGGGCCAAGGUCUUGCACCAACUCAGUCAGGAGAUCCCCAGCAGCAGUGGCUCAAAGGACUUGACCCUGUACUGGCCGGAGGUGCUGGUCCAGUCACAGGUGACCUACGUGGCAUGCCGCCUGCAGCUGGAUCACGAACAGGAACUGCAGCAGUGCAAGGGGGCAUUCGACAGCCUAGGGGCGCUGUGUCAGGAGCAAGAGGCCAUGCUCAGCAAAGACCGCCGCACUUUUAGCCAUGCCCUGUCACGACUGCAGGAGGACAGCCAGGUCCUCAAGGAGAAGCUGGAGCAGGUGGAGCAAGGGAGGGCCGCAGCAGAGAGCGAGACCCGACGUAAGGUGGGUGUACUCCUAGCUGAUAUCGAGAGCAUCGAGGAUCGCCACGAGGAGCAGGUGCAGAAGCUGGAAGAGGAAUUCCAAGGGAAGAUGCAGGAGCUCCAGAAGAUCCACGAGGAGGAAAUGAUACGUCUGCACAGCCACCAUGCUCAGUCUGCCUGUGUUGCAACAGAUGCACAACACGAGUCCCGCUCAUCACAGACCACCCCUAACACUCCUCCCGAAAAAGCCACCUUCUACCCAGACUUCACCUUGGAUUCCACCCUGCAGGCAGAGAAAUUUAAUCUGGAUGGAGCCUGCAAAAUAGACAUGGUGUCUAUGGAAACAAUGAAGAAGCGAAUCCAUGUGCUUGAGACGCAGGUAAACACCAUGAAAGAUGAGGCGGGGAGACGGAAUCUGGAAGGGGAUGAAGUUGCCAUGAAGGAAGCUUAUCAGAGAGACCUUGAAAACAUCAAGGUUUCCUGUGAGCGUGGCUUCAUUGCCAUUGAGGAGGUACACCAGAAGCUGGUGGGGGAUCUGCAACGGCAGCACCAGAGGGAGGUGGCCACGCUCCUGCAGGAGAGAGACUGCCUACUGGAGGAGGAGACAGCCGCCACUGUCGCAGCGAUCGAGGCAAUCAGGAAUGCUCAUCGGGAGGAGCUGGAGAGGAGUCAGAGUGGAGGGAGCUCUGACAUCACGGACCUUCACUCCCAGUAUGAAGUUGAGCUGCGGUCUCUGCACAGGGAGCUGGAGGUGUUGUCGGGCCAGUACUCCCAGAAGUGUCUGGAGUGCGCCCAGAUGAAUCAGGCCCUGGAGGCCGAGAGACAGGCCCUGCUACAGUGCCAGAGGGAGAACCAGGUGCUCAGCAUCCACAAGCAGGCAAGACACCACCAGACACCCAUACAGUACACUGCAUGUACUCACCAAGUGUGCCAGUUUAGAUCAAUGACCACCAGACCUGGGUUGCGUUUAUUCGGCAGACCUGGGUUGAGUUCGAAUACCGGGUCCGACAGGAAAAAAUCUGCCGAGCUGACUCAGAGGCUGACCGAGGAGAUCUCUUGCAAGCACUCCCUUCUCAGCGAGGAACCGGCCACUGCCUUACAGGGAAAAGACCUCUACGAACUGGAGGUGAUCCUACGGGUCAGGGACACAGAGCUGCAGUGCCUCAAACAGGAGACCAACUCUCUGAAGGAGGAACUGAAAGCUGUUCACAGGGAUAAGGCGUACGCCAAAGACAAGCUCAAAGCCCUGUAUGCUGAGCUGAGCUUCAGCCAGUCCAAGGUCCAAUGUGACAUUCCCAAACUGCGAGAGGAACUCCAGACUGCAACAGGGUCUCCCAGGGAUGAGGGCAGGGGCGGCGACGGCUCCAAUGCUGCUCAGGCAUACGACAUAGUGAAGUUGACAAGCAACCCUGAUUUCCUGAAGAAGGAGAGGUCGACACUCACCAGGCAAAUCAGAGGAGUCAGGUCAAAGAGUCUGAAAGAGGGUCUUUCUGUCCAAGAGAGAAUGAAGCUGUUUGAGCCCAUGGACUAGAAAAAGAUCUGAUCAACAUUUUUUUGCUCAUUCUUCAGUGUGUGUGUGUGUGUGUGUGUAUGUGUUUGUGUGGUGUUUGCCAAUUGUGUGCAACAGUGCUAGUCUGAGUACAAGUCACUUUAGCUAACAUUCCACUCCUUGCCACUCCUUGUCAUUGCCAAUCUUCAUCUUUGGUAAAUGACAUGGAUUACAGGUAGUGGAUUAGCUAAAGAGACUGGUACCCAGACUACUGGAGUGCUUGGCUUGCCUGUGAUCUGUAGAGUGUACCAUUGGGAGAUUUUUAGGGCAUUGAUUUGGUGAGGUUGCAAGUAUUGUGAUUAACUAUUUAUUUAUAUAUGUAUUAUUACACAGACCAAAAUAUUGCACAGGUGUGCUAACUAAUAAAAAGCUCUUACAGGGCUCAAUGCACAAUGUGUUUCUCUCCUCCUAGUCCACUUCACCACAGCCGGACAGUGAUGUGAACUGUUUAAUUAGGGCAAAACAAAAUUCCCUAUGUAAGAACACACUCAAAUCUAAAUACUGGUCAUGUAAAAAUGCAUGGCUAUGAUUUUUUCAAUGUAUUUUAAUACACUUGUGUCCUGAAUUUUAGUGUUCCAUAUUAUUCAUAAAAUGUUUUUUAUUUGAAUGUCAAAGUGUGUCUAAAUAAAUGUAAUGU